AUGGGCUUUAAGUACUGUGCUAAGAGUUCUAAGGAUCAUAUCACCAUCUUCUUGAUCUUAUGUAUUGCCUUACUCAUUUCCGGAUUUGGUAUUGCACAACCAAAUUCUUUUGAUGUUAUGAGCUAUCAAGCUGUUGGUGAUGGCAUAACUGAUGAUUCGGAGGCCUUUCUGAAAUCAUGGGCUGCGGUGUGUGGAGCCGAUCCUUCAGCCACUCCCACCCUCACCAUACCUUCUGGGAAGACAUUCUUGUUGAAGCCUACAAAGUUCUAUGGUCCUUGCAAACCUCAGAAGAUUAAUGUUGAGGUUUCAGGGAGCAUAGUUGCACCCGAUUCCAAAUCAGGAUAUGAGGGACACAAUGAGUGGCUUUCUUUCAAAGGCAUAGAUGGCCUCAACAUCUCUGGAACUGGCGAAAUUGAUGGCCGAGGCAGUGUUUGGUGGCAAAAAAAUACUGCACUAGCUUUCCAUUGUUGCAAUGGUCUUCAACUAAGUGGACUGAAGCAUAUGAACAGCCCAAAGAAUCAUAUCUCCAUCAAUAAUUGCACUGAAGUAAUUAUUUCUCUUCUCAAUAUCACUGCGCCACAAAACAGCCCAAACACUGAUGGUAUCGACAUAUCAGCCUCAACCCAUGUUCUGAUCCGUGACUCUUGCAUUGGUACAGGCGAUGAUUGUGUAGCCAUUAACUCUGGCAGCUCUUUUAUCAACAUUACGAAUGUUACAUGUGGACCAGGCCAUGGCAUAAGUGUGGGAAGCUUAGGAGAAAAUGGAGCUCAUCAUACAGUGGAAGAGGUCCAUGUGAAUAAUUGUAGUUUCAAUGGAACCAUGAAUGGAGCAAGGAUCAAGACAUGGCAGGGAGGAUCUGGAUAUGCUAAGAAUAUCUCUUUUGAGCAAAUUACACUUGUGAGUGUAAAGAACCCCAUCAUCAUCGACCAAUAUUACAUUGAUAGAAACUCACCACAAAAUGCUACCAAUGUUGAAGUGAGCAAUGUGACAUUCAUAGGAUUUCAUGGGACUACAACUUCAAAAAAUGCCAUCACAUUGAAGUGUUGUGGCAGUGUGGGUUGCACCAACAUUGUACUGAACCAAAUUAAUAUCACAGCAGUUCUAGAGAGUGAAACUUCCUCUAUUUGCAGUAACGCCCAUGGAAAAGCUACAGAUUUUACUGCUGCUCCACCGCCUCCACCUGCCGCAAAGGAGGAAGAGAAGCUGGCAGAGGAGGGGAAGAAGACCGAGACUGGAGAGACCCCUGCGCCUGUGCCUGCUCCUGCUAAGGAAAAGGCAGAAGCUACUGAAGAAGCUAUUGCCGUGGCGUCGACACCAACAAAGACGGAAGAGCCCUCGAGGCUAGAGACUAGAGAUGUUGCAGAGCCGGCACCGGUGGAGGAAGUGAAGGAAGAGAAGAAAGAAAGAGGCGACAACAACAAAACCAGAUUCGGCAUCGGAACGGGAAGAGGCACCCGCAGCGGAAGCUGA
Messenger RNA from Macadamia integrifolia, 1470 nucleotides. Its product is annotated as probable polygalacturonase At3g15720. The record is from RefSeq and is a predicted model, not a curated record. The transcript is spliced from 10 exons. Lineage: Eukaryota; Viridiplantae; Streptophyta; Magnoliopsida; Proteales; Proteaceae. Gene Ontology annotation, biological process: carbohydrate metabolic process. Gene Ontology annotation, molecular function: polygalacturonase activity. Bases 1 to 1470 code for a protein of 489 amino acids.